Racocetra persica is the source of this 120-nucleotide messenger RNA. NCBI's taxonomy places the organism in Eukaryota, Fungi, Glomeromycota, Glomeromycetes, Diversisporales, Gigasporaceae. The record is from the annotation of a GenBank genome assembly.
ACUGUUCACAGACUGUUCAUUCCAUAAACAGUUAAUAACUCCUGGUCCUUUUUUGAUAUUAACUCAUCAAUACUCGUCUGUUACAGUUACAGUUGCAACUUUGGGAACUCAAAAAUGCUA